AUCUGAGCAGUUGCAAACCUAUACGCUAAACAUUACUACUUUUGAUUUCAAGGAAUUUUCUUUAAAAAAAAAUGGAUGGAUUCAUAAAGAUGGAAAGACAAAAGUUUCCAUUCACCAUUGAGAACAUUUUGAACAAAUAUCCAAGCAGCAAUGGAAAAAAACACGCAGGCGAACCAGAUGAUCUCGGACUGGAGGAGAAGACAUGUUCUGAACCUGUUCAUCACACCUGCUUGUGCUGCUGUUUCUGCUCCCACUGCGCCAGCAUGUUCCACUCUGACCUCAUCCAUGAAGCACAUCAGUAUGGAUGGAGCUCUGCAACCAUGAUGUCAGAGCCGGCCAAGCUGGGGGAGGCUUACAGAGAGGAGCAGCAGCAGCAUAAGGGAGGUCAGGUACAGAGGCGAACCAGGCGUCACCGUACGAUCUUCACAGAGGAACAGCUGGAUGCACUGGAGGAGCUCUUCCUGCAGAACCAGUAUCCAGAUGUGAACACAAGAGAGAAACUUGCUCAACAAACUCACUUGAGAGAAGAAAGAGUAGAAGUUUGGUUUAAAAACCGAAGAGCUAAAUGGAGGCGUCAGAAAAGACUUUCAUUUGUUGUCGGAAACACUAAGGACUAAUGUUUUUCAUACAGAUCAUACAAUAAGGAACUUUUUUAGAGAAUAAUGCAAUAUUUAUGGGUCAUAAUUUAGCCAAAUAGCAAAGAUUAUGAAUAAAAUGUAUACAAAUGUUGUAAGUUUGAUUCCAGCUUCCUCUUGUCAGUUCUUCCUAUGCCCCUGGGCAAGGCACUUAAUCGUGUACCAAUCUGCGUAGCGGUGUAUGAAGGUGUGUGCUUCUGUGAAAGGCAUGGGGUGAAUGGGGCUAUAAUGUAAAGCGCUUUAAGUAGUCUUAUGACCAGAAAAGCACUAUAUAAAUUCAGCCAAUUUAACAUCCGUCUGCAUCAGUUUCAUCAAGUCAAACUGCAUGUAGAGACUAGCACUAUAAGUUAAUCCUUUGGUUUUUGAAACUUAAUACAUCAAAUAUGCUUUCUUGUGUAUAGUCCUUAAUAAAAAUUUAUUUUUUA
Messenger RNA from Cyprinodon tularosa, 1060 nucleotides. Its product is annotated as homeobox protein goosecoid-2. Bases 72 to 617 code for a protein of 181 amino acids. Gene Ontology annotation, biological process: regulation of transcription by RNA polymerase II. The transcript has 3 exons. Gene Ontology annotation, molecular function: DNA-binding transcription factor activity, RNA polymerase II-specific; RNA polymerase II cis-regulatory region sequence-specific DNA binding. Gene Ontology annotation, cellular component: nucleus. Lineage: Eukaryota; Metazoa; Chordata; Actinopteri; Cyprinodontiformes; Cyprinodontidae. The record is from RefSeq and is a predicted model, not a curated record.